Messenger RNA from Silurus meridionalis, 4334 nucleotides. It is a transcript of the gene brsk1a, whose product is annotated as BR serine/threonine kinase 1a. Gene Ontology annotation, molecular function: protein serine/threonine kinase activity; ATP binding; tau-protein kinase activity. Gene Ontology annotation, biological process: intracellular signal transduction; protein phosphorylation; microtubule cytoskeleton organization. The record is from RefSeq and is a predicted model, not a curated record. Lineage: Eukaryota; Metazoa; Chordata; Actinopteri; Siluriformes; Siluridae. Gene Ontology annotation, cellular component: cytoplasm. The transcript is spliced from 19 exons. Bases 1065 to 3560 code for a protein of 831 amino acids.
AGGAAGAGUGGGAAGAAAGACAGAAAGACUGGAUAGAGCGAUUUCCUGGAAGGAGGAGAAAGGGGGGGGACAAGACAUUUCGCAACAUCCGGAUGGGAAGCUACAAUCCAUCACCGGAGCACGGCCUGGUUCUUCAUUUUAUCACACGUCAAGCUUUGCAGGAACGAAGGAAGGAAGAGGACACGGCGGAGGAGAGAGCACAGAGGUAGAGGGAGGAGGGAGGGAAGGAUGCUGUGAUGCGCUUCUUCAGGGAGGGAUGGAGGGAGAGGGGGGGCAUCUGAAGAGGGUUGUUUUGUCCGAAACGGAUGUUGGCUCUUUGCUCGUCUCCUGAUCACCACGGCGAUGCGCGCUGCAGAUCAAACCCGUGGUCCUCGUUCUGCUUAAACCGGGACACCAUGCAAUAGAGUCGCGUUUCUGCAUAGGACGCGCACGCGCUUGCGUGCGUGCGUGUGUGUGUCUGUGAGCGCGCGUGUGCGUGCGUGCGUGUGUGUGUGUGUGUGUAUAUAUAUAUAUAUAUAUGUGUGUGUGUGUAUGUGUGUGUGUGUGCAUUUGAAAAAGCAGAACACGCGGCAUCCCUUACCUGUGAUCACAGGCCUUUUGCGCAUUGAGGAUCCGGUUUAUGUUUCCAUACCCGCCUCGUUUCUACGCGGUUGAUCCGAGCAGGUGAUGACUUUCAGAAAGGACGGUGGUGGUGCGAUCGAGUGGAGGAGAACCGAUGCAUACAUGGUGGAGCAACCCUGGAAUCCACCGAUGUCAACUCCUGGACCGGAUGCACCGUGCGUUAAGAAUAUGUCGUGAGCGUCAAAUGUCAUUGUGAUUCACGAUUGUUAUUUAAAGAAAAGGGAAGAAAAAAACCUGAGUCUGAUUGGAAUAAACAGCACAGAGAUGGGACGUUCAGCAACAUCCUUGUGUACAGGCCUGGCCACAUGCUGAUGAUUCAAAAACAACUCCUGUGAGAACCUGCAUUGCUUUGUCCCUUAUUGUAGAACACAGCAGGGAUGUUCUGAGGAGAUAAGGACAGAAGGCUCCAAAGUACAAAGCUGUCAUUAAAGCAUCUCUCCGCCAUGUCAAAAGACCCGACUUGCAGCCAGACGGCUCAAUACGUGGGGCCAUACAGGCUAGAGAAAACCCUCGGGAAAGGACAGACAGGGCUGGUGAAACUCGGGGUGCACUGCAUCACGGGCCAGAAAGUGGCCAUCAAAAUUGUGAACCGGGAAAAGCUCUCGGAGUCGGUGCUCAUGAAGGUGGAGAGAGAGAUUGCAAUCCUAAAACUAAUCGAGCACCCGCAUGUCCUGAAACUCCACGACGUCUACGAGAAUAACAAGUAUCUGUAUCUGGUGUUGGAGCACGUGUCGGGUGGCGAGCUUUUCGACUAUUUAGUGAAAAAAGGAAGACUGACGCCCAAAGAAGCCAGGAAGUUCUUCAGGCAGAUCAUCUCAGCUCUGGAUUUCUGUCACAAUCACUCGAUCUGUCACCGAGAUCUAAAGCCAGAGAAUCUCCUGCUGGAUGAAAAAAAUAAUAUCAGAAUCGCUGACUUCGGCAUGGCCUCCCUACAGGUGGGGGAGAGUCUGCUAGAGACAAGCUGUGGAUCUCCACAUUACGCUUGUCCUGAAGUAAUCAGAGGUGAGAAGUACGAUGGUCGGCGAGCGGACGUAUGGAGCUGUGGUGUAAUUCUGUUUGCUCUACUUGUGGGUGCGCUCCCGUUCGACCACGACAACCUGCGCCAGCUGCUGGAGAAGGUGAAGAGUGGAAUAUUCCACAUGCCCCACUUCAUCCCACCUGACUGCCAGUCUCUUCUCCGUGGCAUGAUCGAGGUGGAUUCGGAAAAGAGGCUCACGCUAGAGCAGAUCCAGAAGCACGCCUGGUAUAUGUCAGGCCGUAACGAGCCAUGUCCGGAGCAGCCGCCGCCAAGGCGUGUGUGCGUAAAGCGGAUUCUCUCUCUGACCGAGCUGGAUCCGGACGUACUGGAGAGCAUGCACUCUCUGGGCUGCUUCCGAGAUCGAGUCAAACUGACCAGAGACCUGCAGUGUGAAGAGGACAACCAGGAAAAGAUGAUCUAUUAUCUCUUGCUGGACCGUAAGGAGCGAUAUCCCAGCUACGAGGAUGAAGACCUGCCGCCUAGAAACGAUGUAGAUCCUCCACGGAAGCGUGUGGACUCGCCCAUGCUGACCCGUCAUGGCCGCUGCCGGCCAGAGAGGAAGAGUCUGGAGGUGCUAAGUGUGACAGAGCAAGGCUCCCCUACACCCCCUCGCAGGGCACUGGACACCUCUGCACACAGCCAGAGAUCACGAUCAGUAAGUGGAGCAUCUACUGGUCUAUCUUCUAGUCCUUUAAGCAGCCCCAGGAGCCCGGUGUUCACGUUCAGCCAGUCGGAAGUCGCCACCGCCACCAAACCCCGCGCUGCGAGUACUCGCGAGUCUAAAACUCAGACUCUGCCGUCUAAAACACCCCCUGAGCGACCCCGCCUUCACUCCAUGAAAUCCCUCCCGCUUCGCUCCUCUUCCUCACGCUCGCCCUCCCCUUCGCCGCUCCUCUCCCCGCUCCCUCGCUUCCUCUUUUCCCCUGCCCCAUCACCUGCGCUGAAAUCGGUCACUAAAUGCUCCUAUCCGAUGUCCCAGGUGACCCCUCAGGGCUCGCCCCUGCCCACGCCGCUGGGUACCCCCGUCCAUCACCCCCACCCUCCCCCUUCCUCCUGCUCUUCUUCCCGUGCUGAAGGAGGAGGUGUUGGCUCGCUCUCGCUGACCCCGCCCACUAGCCCAGGAGGAGGCGGAGCUGGCAUGGCUGCCAGCAGCUCCGCCCACUGGAGGACCAGAUUUAAUUCGUUCAAGAACAACCUGCUCGGCUCGCCUCGCUUUCACCGCCGCAAGCUGCAGGUGCCCACUUCUGAGGACAUGUCAAGCCUCACACCGGAGUCCAGUCCUGAGCUGGCGAAGCGCUCCUGGUUUGGCAACUUCAUCAGCUUAGAGAAGGAGGAGCAGAUCUUCGUGGUGAUCCGAGACAAACCGCUGAGCUCGAUCAAGGCGGAUAUCGUGCACGCCUUUCUCUCUAUUCCAUCCCUCAGCCACAGCGUGGUUUCACAGACGAGUUUCCGGGCAGAGUAUAAAUCUUCCGGAGGUCCUUCGGUAUUCCAGAAGCCUGUCAAGUUUCAGGUGGAUAUUGCCUUCUCAGAGGGAGAGAGGGAAAGGGAACGGGAUAGAGAGAGAGAAAGAGAAGGAAAGAGGAAUUAUGGAAUAUACAGUGUCACUUUUACCCUCAUAUCAGGCCCAAGUCGCAAAUUUAAAAGAGUGGUGGAGACGAUUCAAGCCCAGCUGCUUAGCACACAUGACCAGCCCUCGGUACAGGCUCUCGUGGCAACACGACCCGUUUUCGCUCUCGCAGAUGAGAAGAACGGCCGUCCUCACGGAACACCCACCAGACAGAACUCGCGGCGCUCAGAGGGAGGAGCCGACCGCUGUGAAUGGGUUGAGCGAGGCGAGAGUGGAGCCUUACUCCAGAGAAGAGGUUCAGCCAAAGAGAGGACCCGUCUGCUGUCAUCAAAUGGGACCCAAUCGCAGCCUUGAACAGAAGAGUAUACCGGUCAUCGUUCACCAACACUCAUUAAAAAAAAAAAAAAAAUUAUAUAUAUACAACCCUCAUUCGCUUUCCUGCUACACUACAGCAUGAUGGUAAAGUCUUGUGAAGUUUUUUAGGGAGGUGCUUCUUAAUCAAAAUACAGAGAAAAUAAUCAGUUCCAAUUCAUUGGGAAAAAAAAUCUGAGUUUCCUCUUCGAACCUAUCGUUUGGGUAAUAUUAAUAAUAGCAUUAUAAUGUUUUAAAUGUGCUAUUGAUGGGAAUUACGACUCACUUAAGUGAUUCACUUGCUGUAAUUUAGUUUAAAAGUGCAAGCUUCUUAAACAAUAUGUGGGUCACGUAUUGUUCAGAGUUUCUGGUAAUCCAUUGUUGGGUGUUAGAGUUAUAGAAGUAAGAACGCACUGCAGUUAUAUGAAAAAUGAUUCACGGUGUGGAAUUUCUUAUGGAACUGCACAGUCUGGGGUGUGUUAUUCUGCUUAUAUGACCACCGCCUCCAAUAAUUACAAGGAUUACGUAGUAAAAAAUUACUUGUUGCACAUAUUAAUGGUUUUAAUUUUAUUUUAUUGUCACGGAACUUUCACAUGGUCGCUUGUUCCUUUAUCAGUUUAACUGUCAUUCUGUCAAAACGUGCAGUUUGCCAUUAAGGCUCUGGGUUAUUGCUCAGAAGGUCGGUUGUUCAAGCCCCAGUAUCGCCAAGCUGCUACUCUUAGGCCCUUGAGCAACGCCCUUAACUCUCUGUGCUCCAGGGGCACGGUAUCAUCUCUG